AUGAAUUAUUUAAAAAAAUAUGAACAUAAAGUUUUAAGUGAUACAUUAAGAUUUUUAGGUUUUACUUUUAAGUGGGGAAUUCAUGAAAAUGGUUAUUGGUUAACCAAUUUAAAUUAUUCUUUUAAUUAUAUUUUAUCUAAUUUAAUUAUAAAAUACUUAAAGGAAAAAAAUGUAAAGAGCGUUGUAGAUAUUGGUUGUGGGUAUGGUGAUUAUGUAAAUGAAUUAAAUUUUCAUAAAAUAAAGUCGGUUGGUAUUGAUGGAAACUUUAAACUUCUUAAUUCUUUAAAAAAUGAAAAUUUAUAUAUUCUUGAUGCUACUAGUGAAUAUUUUAUAUCUGACUUAAUGAAUAAAAUAAAUAAUUCAAUAAAAAAGGAAAAUGUAAAAAAAGAUAAACUUUUAGAAAAAAAUGAAAUUAUAAAAAAAGGAGGAAAUGGUAUACGAAGUUUUUUUAAAUUUGAUUAUGCCUUAUGUUUAAACGUUGGAGAAUAUAUACCAAAGAAAAAAGAAGAAAUUUUUAUAAAAAAUAUAGACAGAAUAAAUAGCAAAGGAGUAAUUUUAUCUUGGGAUACACCUAACAAUUUUAAUAUAGGAACUAUAAAUGAAAAAAAAGAAGAUGAAAUAUUAGAAAUAUUUUCAAAUAAUUAUAGUUAUAUUUAUGAUGAAAAGAAUAGUAAAAUAUUCAGGGAUAAUUGUUCUAAUGAUUCACCUAAAAAAUGUAUAUACAUUUUUGAAAAAAAAAAAAAUUAA
Molecule: messenger RNA, 747 nt
Organism: Plasmodium gallinaceum
Lineage: Eukaryota; Apicomplexa; Aconoidasida; Haemosporida; Plasmodiidae
Product: conserved Plasmodium protein, unknown function
Exons: 4
Coding region: 1-747 (248 amino acids)
Source: RefSeq, a predicted model, not a curated record